UGGAUUGCAUUAACAGUAAAGAAAACAAGUCAGAUCCAGCGAAUCAAUGCGCUCUCUAGUGGCAAUAGAAAUCGUCCUUUCAUUGUGAAUAUUGUAGCCACAUUUAUAACACAGCGAUCGUCCUCCUUGUAUAUAGGCUCCAUGGGUUAGGUUGUCAAAACAUAACAAAUAAUUGCAUUGUAUAAUGAAUGUGGAAUAAAAGGUCACGUUUUAUAGAGAUAUUUAUUUUUUUUUUUAUUAUAAUUAAAGUGUUGAGUGAAUCAUGAAUUUGAUAAAAGAAAAUUCAGACGUUUACCAUCUUAUAACCGAACUAAGUAAACAAAUAUUUCAAAAACAGUGUCUGUCAUUAGAACAUCCAUAUCUGCAGAGUGUCAAUGAUAUCGUUAAAAUUAAAAAAUUAAGAAGUAAAGCUUUUGAAAUCCUAUUAAAUAAGAGCAAAAUAACGAAACAUGCCGAUGAAGAGGAGACGAAGAAAGAUCCUGUAAUAGAGAUAUACAAGUAUGCAUUUGUAUUAAAACUUAACAUGAGACGCGUAUCGGAAGGUGUAUUAUUAGAAAGCCUUGUGGAUGAUUUUAGCGUUAACGAUUUACAAAGAGAAAGCAUGGUGUAUUCGGUUUUGCAACUGCUUACCAAAUUACAAAAUUAUCAUAAUGAUCAAGAGCCUGAUUUAAACAUCUUUUACUACUCGAGUAGUAAUCCUGCUCUAUUGGAACCACUUCGGACGUUAGAGAAUGUAUCACAAUUUCCAAUAUAUCCUAUAGAAACAUUUAUACUAUCGAAUAAAUUGGAUGCCAUGUUAGAUAUUCAAAAAUGUUAUAUCAUCCAACAAACAACUGCUAAUUCCAUUAAUAGAUCAUGUUUAUAUAAUCAGAAUAUAUUAAAAUAUUCGAAUAAAGUAGAGUCUACUAGAAUUGACAUUGGUUGGUUUCCCAUACCAAAGUGUAUAACCGAUUCCUGCUCUAGAGAUACUAUUUCAUAUUUCUUACCACAGACAAUGACAGACAUGAAUUACAAUACAAACUAUAUGGGUAAGUGUGAAAAAGAAGCCAAAGUAGAAAGGGAUAUGCCUUGGUCGAAUAUGAAAUUUGUGAACAGAUAUAGUGAAAACCUUACUGAUACAUGGAGAUCGUCCAACGAAAGCCUUCAUAACGAAAUUGUAAAUGUUAAAGACUUCUACGACGAGAUAUGGGAUAACAUAGAUAUAAAAAAUACUUUCAUCCACAAUUAUCAUACAUGGGAAACUUUGGGAGAAUUAGAGUUUCCAAAGCAAUAUCAUUUUUUAACGGAUACUCCAAAUGCCAUGUCCCAUUUGACAAGAAUAAAGCAAAUUUGUACUUUGUUGUUACUUCCAAAAAGGGUUAUCAAUAAUAUAGAUUUUCCAGAAGAAAUCUCAACUAAAGAGUUUGUAAUGAAUAUUAAAUUAUUGCUAUUGGGUACAGAAACAAAAUCUUUUAAAUAUAAUAACAAGAUUGGGUUUUACAUGUGCCAAAAUAUUGUUAUUUAUGGUAUUGACAAUGAAACAUUGACCGAUAUUUGUCAAAGAUUUAUAUUCUGGGCUAAUUGUUUCAAAUACUUAACAAACUUGACUACACCAAAUUCACAUGACGGAAAGCUGCUGCAAGAAGGUCUUAUAUUCAAGGCAAUGUGUACGAGUAUCAAAGAAAUACUUCUUCAUUACAAAGCUGCUCUUUUGCGUAUUUUUGAACAUAUUAACGAACCUACAGGAUUACUGAAUGUUUUGAGUAAAGUCCAACCGGUUGGUCUCUUAUUGACAGAAGUAACUAAGCUCUGUCAAUGCAGUAAGGAAAAUGGAAAAAUGGGUGAAAAUAGCAAUAUUUUUGCUGUAGUUAACAAAAUGAUUACAAAAGUCACCCUUCCCCAAAUCGCCUUUGUUUUGUAUACCAUUUUAAAAUCCUGCUGUGAAGUUUAUUUCCGAUUUUUACAGAAAUGGCUAUUUGAAGGUAUAUGCCAUGACAUUUAUGGUGAAUUUAUGAUUAAAGAACAUUCACAGUUUCUACGUACCAAAGGCCCUAAAUUUUGGACCAAAAGUUUUACCGUACAUCACGAAUCGGUUCCAAGCUUUCUAAAUCGGUUAACAGAAUCUAUAUUACAAUGUGGCAAAGCAGUAAGACUUUUGAAAAUAUGUGAUCCUAAGAAUCCCGUGUGCAACGUUUUUAAUUCUUUCCAACCAGAAUUAAAAGUAUGCUUGAGCGUUACGAUGUUACGCGAACAGUUGAUCAAAUGUAAAGACUAUAAACGUAGAGGAGAAGAAGCUCUAGGUCGACCUAUAUCGCUUUCAGUGGCGAUUCAGGAUCAAAAAAAUGUUGAAAGAGAAAAAGCCAAAUUGGUCAUUAAUGCGCAACAGGAUACAUUACUGAGAAUAAAGAGAGAACAAGAAGAAUUUUUGAAGACAACGAUAGAAAACAAAAGAGAACUUUUGAAAGUAUUAAAGGAGCAAGCUAUUGAAGCUAAUUUAUAUAAAGCAAAAGAAAAGGAAGCUGAAAUGUUAACUGAUAGAUUACUUAUGGAACAAAAUAAUCAAAGAGAAGAAGAAUUAUACAACAGGAAUAGCUCCGAACGUGGUUAUCUACAAAAGUAUUACACCGAUCUUGACGCUACUAUUCAGAAGCAACAGGCGCGCAUGCAGUGGUGUAAUAAAAGAAUGAAAUAUUUUGAUAAAAGGGUAGCUGCGUUAAUGGAGGAAGAUAUAUGGAAAUGUACUCAUGUAUCAGAUAGACAAGUAUUGCAGAGUCUAGAAGACAAUCAAACCGAGGGAGAUAUAAUACCUGAGAGAAAUAUAUAUAAUCUUCAACACGUUUUAAAUAAUAUCGAGUCAAAUACAUUAUCCGACAAUAUAGCGCAAGAAGAUGAAAAUAGUAAUUUUGAAGAAGUAGAAAUUGUGGAGAUACAAGCAUUAAAGUCCCAUGGAGUUAUUUGCGCUGAUAAUAUCAAUAUUAUUAUUCGGUCUGACGAUGAAACAAGUAUGUUAGCAAAUAUUUCUGAUAAUAAGAACACAAAUAAAUCGUUUACGGUUAUCUCGGAUACACAGAGUAGGAAUUUAGAUAUUCGGUUAGAAAAUCCAACGAAUAUGAACAAUAUUUAUAAACGGAAUAAUGAGAGAAGUAGUUUGCAAGAAUUUUUACGAAGCGAAGUAGCCAAAGAAUUACGAUUGGAGAAUGAUGAUCUUACGAAUGAAGAAAUACAUAACGAUACAAAAAUUUUAAACAGACCUAAAAUUCUUGAAAUAAACAAAUUUGAUAACAUGACAGAAGCGCAGCGUAAUAAAAUGAAAAUGUUAAAACAUGAAUUUGGCGUAACGCCAAAUAACAAUCAAUCGAAUUUAUUUUUUAUGGAAAGAAGAACAAUUCAAGAUGAUUUUAUUAUUAGAGCCGACAGCCUUUCUCAAGAUAAUAAUAGAAAUUAUGCGUCAAGUGAUGUUACAAAUAAUACAGUUAACGAUCAAACAAAAUGCAUCAAUGCAAUGGAGAGUAUUAGACGAAAUAGUAGCGAAAUAGUCGGUAAAAUGAAUAAUCAUGAAGAUGUUGGAUUUUUUGGUCAAAUCAAUAAUAUGAACGAAAUUGCACAAAUUUCUUCCAUAACGGAUAAUUUAGUAUCAUCUGUAAAUAGUAUGAUGUCAAAUUUACCAACUUUUGAAGACGUUUCCCCUUUAGAUAUCAAUAGUUCGUCUUCGUCGUCAAACUCGAAAUUAAAUGGUGACGUCCCUUCCGUAUUUCCAGGAUAUUACAAUGUUAACAUUUCCACGCCUUUGGUUUCAAACGAUAAUGUUAAUUCUUCCGAUUUUACAUCAUUAACUAUAGCUGAUGUUGAAUUAAUAGAUAAUACAUCUCUACAGGUUUAUCUGGAAAAAUCAAUUAUUAUACCAUUGCAAAUACAAAGUCAUAUUGUUAACGAUGCUGUUAUUAAAUAUUUAUUAAAUGAGCAUAAUAUGCUUUUACAUUUGCAAAGCUUGAGAAGUUAUUUCUUUUUAUUAAAUGGAGAAUUUGCCAAAUGCCUAACUAAUUCUUUAUACGCUCGUCUAUACGAAAUAUCCGUACCAAUAGAACUCUUCAAUUCGGCCACUUUAACAAAUGUAUUGGAGCGAGCACUUAUUAGCUCUUUCAGCAGCAAUUACAUGAAUUCGGAAUUACUUAGUCUUUCGGCCAUUGAUAUGCCGAUGCAAUUACAUAUUUCUGAUCCUCAUGCCUUGGAUUGCUUGUGCCUUAGUUACAAAAUUUCAUGGCCUUUAAAUAUUAUCUUAGAUGACGCAGUGAUGUUACAGUAUAGCAAGGUGUUUAAAUUUUUAUUGAUGAUUGGUAGAGUACUUUGGGUAUUGCAAGAAGAUUUUCGUAUGAUGAAAGUUGAGCACGAAGCAUCCAUGUCGGAACAAUAUCACAAGCUUCAACUGUACAGGCAUUCGAUGACACAAUUUGUCAGUGCGCUUCAUAAUUAUAUAACUUGUAGUGUAUUACAUGCAAGUUGGAUCGAAUUUGAGAAAGAUUUGUGUAAUUCUUUGACUCUGGAUCAAGUUAGAUUUUCACAUGUAAAUUAUAUCAAAAGAAUCUUAUCAAGGUGUAUUCUUAAUACUCGUGGAGAAAAAAUGCGAACAUGUUUGGGUAAUAUUUGUAAAGUUAUAUUAAAAUUUCAUAAUCGAUUAAGAUCUGAAAACUGGAUUUUUAAUUCAGAAGGUUACACCCAUCCUAAUUUUAACAAAUUAGAACAAAUGUAUGAGGUUUUCUGUGAAUUACGUACGUAUCUAUCUCGUAUAGCUCAUAAAUUAACUACCAGUGGAUAUCAGCCCCAUUUAAUACAUUUUCUUAAUAUUUUAAAUAUAAAUUACAUGUACGAUUUAACAGAGAAAUCAUCCUAGUUUUAGAAUGUCAACAAAUCAUUUCAAUUAAAUAAAUACAAUUAUUCUGAUCUUUGGAUAUCGUUUACAAAGAUAUCAAAUAAUCGCACUUAUAUACUUAUUUCAUACUUUUUUUUCUUAUAAUAUUUUAUUUACGUAUCUAUGUACAUAAACAUGUUUUGUAGAAAAUAACGCUAUCAUAAAUAGCGAUUGUUCCACCUAGUAAUUUAUUUACUUAAUCUCUGUAAAGAUACCUUUAAAUAUAUUUAUUGUUAUUAAACUAUUGUACUUUAUAAGAGAAUAAGAUUAUUCAAGUAAAUGCCGUUGCU
Polistes canadensis is the source of this 5175-nucleotide messenger RNA. It is a transcript of the gene Grip163, whose product is annotated as gamma-tubulin complex component 6. Lineage: Eukaryota; Metazoa; Arthropoda; Insecta; Hymenoptera; Vespidae. Gene Ontology annotation, cellular component: gamma-tubulin complex; equatorial microtubule organizing center; centrosome. Gene Ontology annotation, biological process: cytoplasmic microtubule organization; meiotic cell cycle; spindle assembly. Gene Ontology annotation, molecular function: microtubule minus-end binding; gamma-tubulin binding. The transcript has 14 exons. Bases 263 to 4867 code for a protein of 1534 amino acids. The record is from RefSeq and is a predicted model, not a curated record.